Messenger RNA from Babjeviella inositovora NRRL Y-12698, 1757 nucleotides. Its product is annotated as tRNA (uracil) methyltransferase. The record is from RefSeq and is a predicted model, not a curated record. Gene Ontology annotation, molecular function: tRNA (uridine) methyltransferase activity. Bases 21 to 1673 code for a protein of 550 amino acids. The transcript has a single exon. Gene Ontology annotation, biological process: tRNA methylation. Lineage: Eukaryota; Fungi; Ascomycota; Pichiomycetes; Serinales.
UUUACCUCCACCCAAUCAUCAUGGUCUCAAAGACGUUCCGAAGCGACGUGCCUAACAUCCUUCAGGAGGAAUCUGUGCUUGGCCCUCAGUGGGUGGGGAUUUUUGAGGCACCGGUGGAGUUUGGUGCCGCACACUUCCUCACGGCGAUGAACAACUUAAUCCGUGAGCCCAACAUCAACUCCACCAUCAUCCUCCGCACCGAUAUCUUGAAAGAAAACAAGUACCAUCCUGCCGCCAGCUUUGUGAGCGAAUUGGUACACACAAAGCCGGACAUCCAGUCAGAAAAGGGAGAGGUUUUGCUUCAGCAUAACUUGGACGAUGUGGCUUUCCGCACGGUACCAGUGGCGAUGCUGUUUGAAAUGGACACCGAGGUGGUCAGACGCAUCAUUCCACGCAACCCCUUUAAAGACUAUAUCAUUAACCAGACAUGUCUUGUGUUGCGACAAGCAUCUGAUGUGGACGACUCUUUGUUGGUUGUGUAUGUCCCGCACGUGGAGAGGGAAGAGGACAUUCCGUUCUACUUACCGCCUGUUACUGCAGUAGGAAUUCUCUUCCAUCAGGGCAGUCUCUCGGUGCACUAUUUGCCUUUUGGGCACGUGGACCCCGCUGUGGUGGCGGCGAUGCGAGCGCUUGAACAUGGUGCCAGAGCGAUCCGAAUCGCGUACAACUUGAUGCAGACGGCGAUGAAGCACUCUAAGGGGGUCAAGAAUGGAUACGCAAAGCGUGUAAACCACGAUUUGGUCGUCUCCAAGGUCGCCUUCCAGGAUCGCUACAUCGCGUUGAAAAAGAAGUACUCGCUGCACUUGGUGGAAAAUUGGGCCGAGUCCACCGAUCCUAGGAAACACGUGUUUGAGGAUAUUGCUAUUGCGGCUUUCUUGGUGGAACUCUGGGCGAAGAUCUACCCUGAGGGCAAGACUUCAUUUGAGUACCGUGAUCUCGGGUGCGGGAACGGGAUUUUAGUGUAUCUUUUGGCCUCUGAAGGCUACACAGGCAUCGGGAUGGAUGCGCGUGCACGAAAGUCCUGGAGAACCUUCCCGGAAAACAUUCAGAACUGUUUGAAAGAGCAAGUAAUAGUGCCGUCGGUGCUUGUAAGACCGCACCCAGCCGUCAAAGAAUUGGCGCCGCUGGUCACGGAUAACGGCCAAGUGUUCCAAGUGCCGUUCCAGGACCCCAACACAAACGUACCCGCUGUGGCGUUUUAUUCGUCGGCCAGUUUACUCAACAACAGUUCUGUAGACGUGGCAGAGUAUCCGGCGAAUACGUUCAUCAUCGGUAACCAUUCGGACGAGUUGACGUGCUGGAUUCCGCUUUUGGGUUACCCGUUCAUGGUCAUUCCGUGCUGCUCGCACGCGCUAUCGGGUGCCAGGAUCCGGUACCCCCCACGCAAGCUCGACACCGCACAGAAGGCCGAGCAGCAGAAGAACGGGACAAACUCCUCGUCCGCCUACGCAGCCCUUGUGGACCAUGUGGAGGCUGUGGCGAAACAAGUGGGAUGGAAGGUGGAGCGCGAGAUGUUGCGGAUUCCGAGCACCCGCAAUGCCGCCAUCAUCGGGUAUGAGAAGGACAAACACGAUGUAAAGUCAGUGUACGAUGUGUUGGCGAUGGAGGGUGGUGCGAUGGGGUGGGUGGAGAAUACCAUGGCGUUGAUGAAGAAGCCGCCGAGGGGACAUUAACUGUAAGUGCGUAGCACCAACGAGCUAAGUGGUGUUGCCCCUCAAGCUGUGCAUAUAGUAUUGUAAUAUAACAUAUGGAGUUUG